AUGACCCCAGCUGCAGCCCCCGCCCCCCAGUCCCCAGCUGAGGCUGGCUCUCUGGUCUCCCAGUGCAGUUCGAGGCUGAAGCAGCUGCAGGCCCGUGUGGUCAGGGUCCUCGCUGAGAGCCCCCCUAGUCUCGUGGAGCCGCUGGUCAGCAUCCUCCAGCUGCAGGAUGCCGACCAGACCCUGCUGACUCACAUCCACCAGCUUCACCAGGAAGGCAAGUUCAAAGAAGCCGUUACGCUGGGCUUGAAGAUGAAGCUGCGGCUCGAACUUGAUGUCGAAAAGUAAGGGCACCCACUGCCCCUCCAGGACAAGGCGACCCUCGUAGAGCGUUAUGUAGCCGGCUUCCCGGACCUCCAAAGGAGGUUGCUGGCCCUCCUGGACUCCUGGUGCCAGCCCGGCUUUGACGUCAGAGUCGUGGCCAGACAGCACCCACAGGUGACCUCCUUGAGGCUGGAGAGGCUGGGUCCCAGAGUGCUAAGUCAGCAGGUCCUGAGCCUGCUGGAGCGGCAGGGCCUGGACACGGCGCUGUGUCCCCAUGCUGUCACUCAGCAGCGCCUGGCCACCCUGCACUGUCUGUGCUGUAAGCGGUUUGUGGAGAGAAGCCUGUCUCGGGAGAACUGGACUGACCACGUGCAGGAGUGUCCCAUGGCCCCACCUUCCCCCGAGAAUGCUGGCCGGCCGCGAGGGCGGGGGCGAGGAGACCUGAGGGGCAGCCCGAGGGUCAAGAGCAGGCCCCAGCACGCAAGGGUGGAGAAGGAGCAGGGGCCUGUGGGCCAGCACGAGUGGUUGCGGGAGGGGCUGGCCUCUCCUGACAACGAGGCCGUGGCCGCCCGAGGCGCCCUGGACCUCUCGCUGCCCGAGGAGCAGCUGCCAGACGCACAGCUCCGCCAGCUCAAACUCCAGGAGCGCUCCACUCCUAGGACAGCUGAGGUGCCUUUCCAAGACCGGAGGGAUGAUUACUACCAGCUGCCCAUCGCCAGGGAGGACAUCCUCUCCCUGGACUCCUGGGACCUGGCCAGGCAGGAGGAGGAGCUCCUGCAGCCCGGCCAGGUGGUCGGUGUGGACCUGGAGUGGCGACCCUCGUUUGGCACAGGGGCCCGGUCCCAGACAUCCAUCAUGCAGGUGGCGGUGGAGGGCCGUGUGUUCCUGCUGGACCUGCCUGUGCUCCCACGGCCGACAGGAGGGCAGGUGUCCCAGGCCUUCUCCAGGCUGGUGUCCCAGCUGCUCUCGGGCCCCUCUAUCACUAAGUUGGGUUAUGGGAUGGCAGGGGACCUUCAGAGCCUGGGGGCUUCCUGCCCCGCCCUGGCUCACGUGGAGAAGCAGCUGCAGGGCGGUCUAGACCUGCUGCAGGUGCAAAGGCAGAUGCAGGUGUUGGACAAGCCAGCUCUAGGCAGGGGUGAGGCCAGGCUGCGGGGCCUCAGCCUCCUGGUGCAGCAGGUGCUGGGCAAGGCCCUGGACAAGGCACAGCAGCUCUCCAACUGGGACCAGCGGCCGCAGCGGGGGCAGCUGGUUUAUGCAGCUGCCGACGCCUACCGCCUGCUGGAGGUGUACCAGGCUCUGUGCAGAGAGCCCAGCUUCUACCCGUCUGAGGACCUGGCCAGGAGCCUGAGGCCAGGGUGCAGGGAGAGGCCAGGGGCCCAGGAGCCACCUAGGCUGCAGGAGGCCUCAGUCUUGGCUUGGUGCCUGUGGCGGAGAAGGAGGGCGCCCCCCGAGGUCCCGGGCAGGGCCUUCCGUGUGCUGUGCGACCACAGGCUGCAAGGGCUGGGCGCGGACGUGCUUAUGCUGGGCGCCGGCGGACACCGCAGGGCCGUCGAGGUUGCCAGGCAGGAGGGAAGGAUCGUCUUGACAUCGGGGCUGCCUGACCACACUUCUGUGCAGCUCCGGGCCCAGGUCGGGGCUGGGCACUGCCCCUCGGUGGACCGCUCCCUCAGCCAACAGCAGGUCAAGGCCAUGCUCAAGCAUUACAUGCGUGUCACCCAUGCAGACAUCUUCAGCCGCCGCCAGGCCUGUAACUGUGACCAGUACCUGAAGGUCUCCAAGGACAUGACGUGGCAGCUAUGGCUCGGCAGCCACCAGGAAGGCCCCAGCAGCACAGGGGUUGAGCGCUCAGAGCGAUGCUUCCACCUCUCCCGGCUCGACUCGGCCCUGGAGGAGGCCCCCAGGGGCUCCAGCUAUGAUCUGGCCUGCCGCUGGCUGGAAGCGGAUGACCUGCAGGCCGGAGCGCACGCCACCCUGGGCCACCGCACCUGGCUGCAGCCAGCAGGGGUCCCGGAGGGCAUGCUGCCACGGCGGGGCCUGCAGCCCUUCUGCUGCACCGGCUGUGGCAGGGUCUUCUGGGAGGGCUCCCACCUGGGCCGCAUCACCACGCAUUUCAGCGAGGUCCUGCAUGGUGCCUCCAGCCCCUGGGAGCAGAGCUGA
Odobenus rosmarus divergens (Pacific walrus) is the source of this 2418-nucleotide messenger RNA. RefSeq names its product exonuclease 3'-5' domain containing 3 (gene EXD3). Gene Ontology annotation, molecular function: nucleic acid binding; 3'-5' exonuclease activity. The record is from RefSeq and is a predicted model, not a curated record. Gene Ontology annotation, biological process: nucleobase-containing compound metabolic process. NCBI's taxonomy places the organism in Eukaryota, Metazoa, Chordata, Mammalia, Carnivora, Odobenidae.